Molecule: messenger RNA, 1846 nt
Organism: Phalaenopsis equestris
Lineage: Eukaryota; Viridiplantae; Streptophyta; Magnoliopsida; Asparagales; Orchidaceae
Product: THO complex subunit 6
Exons: 13
Coding region: 39-1208 (389 amino acids)
Biological process (GO): mRNA export from nucleus
Cellular component (GO): transcription export complex; THO complex
Molecular function (GO): protein binding
Source: RefSeq, a predicted model, not a curated record
AUCUUCCCGAGACACGGCGGAGGACCGACACUUCGAUAAUGGAGGUCGGAAGAAACACUGGCGGACGGGGUGGAGGAGAUGCGAGGCAGUGGGACGAAGAAAGCUACCGGCGUAGCAUUCUUAUCGAGAGGGAGCUUAGCUCUCGCAUUGUCUUCAGGACCGCUUUUGCUCCCUCCGUAAACCCUAAUCCUGAAAUCGUACUCGUGGCAGCUAGCGAUGGAUCUCUGUCAGCCUAUUCAAUCGCGUCCUGCAUCGCUUCCUGUCCACGGCCUAUGCUUUGUAGCAAGGAGACCGAUCAAAAGGUUGCACCUGUAGUUUUGUCGGCUGGUCCACUUUGCUCCAUUCAGGCACACAAAGGCCCAACAUAUGACUUGAAGUUAGAUGGAAAUGACGAGGACGCUCUACUCCUGAGUUGUGGUGAUGAUGGCUACAUUAGGGUUUGGAAGUGGGCAGAAGUUCAUAUGGCUGCAGUUCAGGGGUCACAUAAAGGUGAAAAGUUGCGGCCAAUACUGGAGUUAGUGAACCCUCAAAAGGAACGUCCAUGGGGUGCGCUUUCCCCAAUUCCAGAAAACAAUGCCAUCGCUGUGGACAAAGAGGAUGGAUCUAUUUUCUCAGCUGCUGGCGAUUCCUGUGCUUAUUGUUGGGAUAUGGAGACAGGCAAAAAGAAAAUUGUAUUCAAGGGGCACUCAGAUUACCUGCACUCUGUUACUGUGCGUAAAUCCAACAAUCAGAUUAUUACUGGUUCUGAAGAUGGCACUGCGAGGGUAUGGGACUGCAGAAGUGGAAGAUGUGCUCAUGUUAUAGAUCCUCAGAAGAGCUUCAAGUUGAAGGAAUCUACCUGGAUCAGUUCAGUGGCACUUGAUAAUAGUGGAAGUUGGCUUGUCUGUGGAACUGGUAGAGGUUUAUCAGCUUGGAACCUAAUCUCAUAUGAGUGUAUUUUCAGCUUCGAUAGCCAUUCCCCAAUCCAAGAUCUAUUGUUUCAUGAUAAUCAAAUUCUGGCAGUUGGUUCUGAACCUGUGCUAAGAUGUUUCAAUAUUAACGGGAAAAUUCUUUCUCAAGUCCAUUGCGCUCCUUUUUCAGCGUUUUCUAUUUCUGUGCAUCCUUCAGGAGUCAAAGCAGUUGCUGGUUAUGGUGGACUGGUGGAUAUUAUCUCAGAAUUUGGCAGCCAUCUUUGCAUAUUCUGCUGUAAAAGCGCAGACUCUCUUUAAUAAUCUGAAUCCGAUUAUUAGAAAGCCUUUCAUAAUUGCUUGGUGAACUGCUGCUUCCGUUCCACCAGACGUCUUUCCUACUUUUUCUCCAUGGAGAAAAAUUUGAUCCUCGCCAGGCUAUCUUAGUCCUAUGCCUUUUUUCUACAAAUCUCAAAAUAUUUGGGGUUUGUUUGGAACAACACUUUGUUUGCGUCACUUCACCACCAUCACAACUAUAUUUGAGGAAUUGUUUUAUUGUUACUUUCUUUAAAUUUCUAUGGUGGAGUACUAUCUGUUUAACAUUUGUGACUGUAAGGAAGUUUUCUGAUCUCUUAGAAAACAAUAAAUAUUUAUAAUUCACAUCAUAAUUUUUUAUGAUGUUAUUUUCACCAUCAUAGUUUUAUAAACAAUUUUUCAAGAAGUUGCAACUGUUCCAAACGGAUCUUAGACUUCUGUUCAAACUUCACUUGGUCGGAGAAUUACACCUCACGGUCUUCUAUUGGUGGACCCUCCUUUGUUGUAUUAUUUUAUUCUGUAUCGGUAGAUCUCAUGAUCAAUGCAGCCUUUCUUUUGAUGUAUAACAUACCAGCCAAUUCUUAUGUAUUUACUUAUCUAAUUCCUAAAUUUUACCUUUCACAUUUAUACCAUCCGAAUUUUUU